CGGGCUCGGCGACGUGGCCCCUUUUUUCUGGGUCCUGCGACGCGCGAAAGGUCUCCAUGGGAAAGACCAGAGUCAUCUCGAAGGGCUACCGCCAUGGCACUCGUGACAAGUAUUCCAAGAAGUACCGCACCAAGGGCUUGCCCGGCCUUGCGCGAUACCUGGUGAACUUCAAGCGUGGCGACUUCGUGGACAUUGUGGCAGAUCCAUCCGUCCAGAAAGGCCUGCCAUAUUCCUUCUACCACGGCCGCACGGGCAUUGUCUUCAACGUGAACCGCAAUGCCUUGGGCGUUGAAGUCACCAAGAUCGUGGGAAACCGUCAGCUGCGAAAGCGCAUCCACGUGCGUAUCGAGCACGUGCGCAAGUCUCGGUGCAACGAGGCCUUUCGGCAGCGCGUGAAGGAGAAUGACUUGAAGAAGCAGCAGGCGAAGAAGGAGGGCAAGAGCAUUGUGUGCAAGCGCGAGCCCGUGGGGCCAAAGGAGAUGAAAACGGUGGAGGCGAACCCAGAGGAGGUCGAGGUCCUGGCACCGCUUCCCUUUGUGGAGAAUUACUUCUAAAGGAAGCGCUGAUGUGCGAUGGCU
Messenger RNA from Cladocopium goreaui, 578 nucleotides. Lineage: Eukaryota; Dinophyceae; Suessiales; Symbiodiniaceae. The record is from the annotation of a GenBank genome assembly.